Messenger RNA from Trachymyrmex septentrionalis, 2348 nucleotides. It is a transcript of the gene mdy, whose product is annotated as diacylglycerol O-acyltransferase 1. The transcript is spliced from 12 exons. The record is from RefSeq and is a predicted model, not a curated record. Gene Ontology annotation, biological process: triglyceride biosynthetic process. Bases 374 to 1873 code for a protein of 499 amino acids. Gene Ontology annotation, molecular function: diacylglycerol O-acyltransferase activity. Gene Ontology annotation, cellular component: endoplasmic reticulum membrane. NCBI's taxonomy places the organism in Eukaryota, Metazoa, Arthropoda, Insecta, Hymenoptera, Formicidae.
AGCUGCGUUUCUCCUUCGAUAGUAUCGUCGCUACCGUGAGCGCGCGUGACGAUUGUGUGAGUGAAGGCCGUACGGAGAUAACUUCAUACCACUCGGACAUCGUUCGGCGAUCGCGUCUCUCACGCGUUGGGAGUACUUAGGAGGAGGAUUCCUCGUUAUCGAUAUCAGUCGCUGCCGUCGUCGCCGCGUGUGCAAGUCUCACCAACUCCGAAACGUGUGUCGGCUUCCGCUUUUCGUUCGCAAGUCAUCUCUUUCUCUUUCUCUCUUUCCUUUUGCCGCGCGCCGACGAGAGUAAACUCGUGGCGCGCCGUGCAUCUCAGGCCCACAAACACGCGUGCUUCUAUGUUCUACGACGUCGCUGUGGUACGACGACAUGACGGCCGAGCUCGAGCACAGUGACUCUCGGAUGCGAUUACGCAGAACGAAGAGCGUCACGAGGGCGGAGGAGAUCCAGAAGGCGGAACUGAAGGUCCGCAGAUCGCAACCUGAUAAGCCAUGUCACCGUCCAAGAGAUAGUCUUUUUUCGUGGAGCUCCGGCUUCGAUAACUUCACGGGAUUCGUCAAUUGGGGCUUCUUAUUACUAGGUAUUGGUGGUAUCAGGUUACUGCUUGAAAAUUUCAUAAAAUAUGGAAUCAGGGUGGAUCCCUGGCAAUGGUUUCUUUUCCUUAGCGGCAAGAAUGAUGGCGGCGAAGUAUAUCCUUCGUUGUUGCUGAUCUGCUAUUCUACCGUGCCGGUGGGCCUUUGUCUGCUGAUCGAGAAAGGACUGUCUGUGGAUAUCAUAGCUCAUGGCACGGGAAUGGUGUUCCACGUCAUAAACCUCGUUGUGAUGGUACUGAUGCCGAUGGUGGUCAUCCACGUGAAGGAUUCCGGAUUCAGCUUGGUUGGCGCAAUGUACGUUUGUAUGUUGUACGCUAUACUCUUUUUGAAGUUAUGGUCGUACAUACAAGUGAACAUGUGGUGCCGCUUGAGCAGCCGAAAGAAAACCACACAAGGCAGAAUGAGACGUCAGCUGUCUUACAAUAAUCUUCAGUCUUCCGGCAUUCAACAGAGUACGAAUGAUGUCAGCGACUUUGAACACGAGAUGAACGACUGUGGAAAUUCAUUAGUACAAUAUCCUGAUAAUCUAAGCUUCGCCGAUCUUUAUUACUACAUAUUGGCACCCACUUUGUGCUACGAACUGAACUUUCCCAGAACGCAGCGGAUUCGAAAGAGAUUUCUUAUAAAACGGAUAUUGGAAGUCGUCGUAGGAUGCCAAGUAGUGAUGUCACUUUUCCAACAAUGGAUGAUACCUUCCGUAAAGAAUUCAUUAAUUCCCUUUAGCAAUAUGGACGUAGCCAAGGCCUCCGAGCGUCUUCUCAAGCUGGCGAUACCAAAUCAUCUAGUAUGGCUUUGCUUUUUCUACUUGACAUUUCACUCCUCUCUCAAUCUGUUGGGCGAGUUACUACACUUUGCAGAUCGGAAUUUUUACAGUGACUGGUGGAACGCCAACAAUAUCGAUACGUUCUGGAGAACUUGGAACGCGCCGGUGCAUCGCUGGGCAGUGCGACAUCUCUAUAUUCCGAUAGUAGAAAUGGGUUAUGGUAAAACCACGGCGUCAUUGACUGUCUUCUUUAUUAGCGCUUUCUUUCACGAGUAUCUCGUCAGUGUACCCUUAAGGACGUUCAAGAUAUGGGCGUUUAUGGGUAUGAUGGGACAGAUACCACUGUCGGUGUUGAGCAAGAUGGCGGAACGAUACUGCGGCGCCAGAUGGGGUAACAUCGUCGUAUGGGCAAGUCUCAUCAUCGGGCAACCACUUUGUAUAAUGAUGUAUUAUCACGAUUACGUCGUAACGCAUUUUGGCGAGACUCUGCUUGAGGACUAUUCCACGAUAUAAAGGAGCUAAAAAGAAUGAAAACGCAGAAAUGAAGAAAGAACUGCUUCGAAGAAAGCAUAAAUUCGCGAUUGAUUUGUAACUUCUUCGCGAAACUGUCGAUUCUUUUUUCAUUGAUCGGGGAUUCACGUAACUUCCGGCUUGUAUUUCGCGCGAAUACACUCGAAUCGUUAUUACUGUAGUUUAAUUACUGUGUGACGAUUUACGUCCGUCUGUAUAUUUUGAUAAUACAAGUGCCUUAAACGUAACUUCGCGCUGUAUGAAUGGCGCGUCGAAUAUGAAUGUUGAAGCGAAAUCGAGAUUAUUGAUCAAAAAUACUAUUAUAUUAUGUUUCCUAAGAAUUUUCUAGUAAUAUUUGAAAAAGCUGUAAAUAGUUAUCAGCACCUAUAUUAGGUGUGUACAACAGAACUUAAUAAUUUUUGUACAAUAAACUUCGCAAUCGUGCUUCCACGCCGGAAGAGGCGAAAUUGUUAUCGAA